Molecule: messenger RNA, 837 nt
Organism: Colletotrichum orchidophilum
Lineage: Eukaryota; Fungi; Ascomycota; Sordariomycetes; Glomerellales; Glomerellaceae
Exons: 2
Coding region: 1-837 (278 amino acids)
Biological process (GO): nuclear-transcribed mRNA catabolic process, RNase MRP-dependent; maturation of 5.8S rRNA from tricistronic rRNA transcript (SSU-rRNA, 5.8S rRNA, LSU-rRNA)
Cellular component (GO): ribonuclease MRP complex
Molecular function (GO): rRNA primary transcript binding
Source: RefSeq, a predicted model, not a curated record
AUGAAGACCGCCGCCGCUGCCGCCGCGCCUGACGAAGCCACCAUCACAACCCUAAUCCCCGUCCUCGCCAUCCUCGACAGCUUCAACCACCGCAACAAGAACCAGCACCGCGUCGCCCACUGGUGGUCAACAUUUGAUAUCCUCCGCCGCUCCGUCAGGCGCCUUCACGACGCUCUCGAAGCCCAGGCCCGUCACCGCCGCGCCUUGAGCUUCAAGUCCUCCUCCUCCUCCUCCUCCGCCUCUUCUUCUAAGUCGAAAAAGUCCGCCGUCGCAGGCAAACCCGUCAGCAGCGCGGAACGUCGCCAGAAUGCGCUAGACGAAGACGUCGCUGCGAGGGUGCGGAUGCUGCUGGAUCCCACUAUACCCUCGUCCUUCUCAUCAUUCACACAAAUUGCAGCAGACAACCAACACGCCGCUCUAGGUCUGGUGUUGCUAGGUCUCCUGGCACGCAUCAACUCGGCCGUCGCACUCUUGGCGCCUCCUCGGCCCGAAAAGGUCACCCCAGUCGGCGACGCUGCGUCUUCGUCGUCGACCGGCCAAGUUGUAGUCGCCGUUGCGGAUGAGAGGCAGCACCAGUCCGAAUCAAAGGGGCUCGGCGUGGCCAUCUCUCGGGACCAGCUCAAGUUGGCUGCCAAACCUUCAGAUCACCGCUCAUCAUCACGUAAUAUCGAUGAGGUGGUACCGGCUGUUCUCCCUCCAAAGAAGCGCAAAUUGAUCGCUGCUUCUGCCCUCGAUACCAAACCUAACAAGCCAGCAAAGGAGGAAAACUCAGUAAAAAAGAAGAAGAAAUCCAAAAAGGGAGACGACUUUUCGGACUUGUUCAGUUCCCUAAUGUAG